AUGUUUCCACAAGACAUCACUCUUGGGUUUCUUGCUGCAAUCACAAUAGGGACUAUAGCAAACGUCCUCCUCUUUUUCUCUGAUAUGUUGUAUGUCCCUUCUGGCCACAAGAUAAGUUCUUUAACCCUUAUUUUCACCCAGCUGAGCCUGGUGAACAUCACCAUGCUUCUUAGCAAGGGAAUCCCACAAUUAUUCCUGGGUCUGGGGUGGAAGAAUUUCCUGAAUGAUGUUGGAUGUAAAGUUGUAUUUUACCUUCGCAGACUGAGUGAGGGCCUUUCAAUUUCCUUGACUUGCCUCCUGUGUAUCUUCCAGGCUAUCACCAUCAGCCCCAGCAAUUCCAAGUGGGCACAGUUCAAAGUCAGAGCCACACAACACAGCACCCCCUUUUGUUUCUUCUGCUGGAUCCUCAAUCUGCUGCUGGAAAUUCCUAUACUAAUAAUUGUAAAAGGCCCAAGAAGCAGGCACAACAUUACAACUGCAUUUGAAAAUUUGCAUUGUACUUCAAAUGAAAUUAGCCGUCUUUAUUUGAUAAUAACCACUUUCAGAAAUGUUCUUUGUUUUGGACUCAUGGUCUUGGCCAGUGGCUACAUGGUACUUUUCCUACACAAUCACCACCAGCGUGUCCAACAUAUUUGGAGCACCAGCCUCUCAUCCAGAAGGCACCCUGAGACCAGAGCCACCCAGAUCAUCCUUUUACUCAUGAGCACAUUUGUCAGCUUUUAUUCACUCACCUCCAUUUUUAUUCUUUUUGUCCAUUAUUUUGACCUAAGUUCUCCUUGGGCAUUGCCUGUUGCCGUCUUCCUGUCACUAUGUUAUCCAACCAUUAGUCCCUUUGUAUUGAUGCCCAGAGCAUUCUGGACCUUCUUAAUUAUCUGGGCCAAAAAAGGUCCCCAUUCUCACAGUGGCCUCAGCUGUAAGCAUGGAGUCAUCAAGAGAACUUCACUCCCUCCUAUAACUCCCAGCCUGCUAAACUUUCUUGAAAUUGGACAUAAGACCCAAAGUUUCUUAACUAGAAAAAUCAAGUAA
Dromiciops gliroides (monito del monte) is the source of this 1026-nucleotide messenger RNA. RefSeq names its product vomeronasal type-1 receptor 4-like. The record is from RefSeq and is a predicted model, not a curated record. Gene Ontology annotation, biological process: G protein-coupled receptor signaling pathway. The coding region runs from base 1 to 1026 and encodes 341 amino acids. Gene Ontology annotation, molecular function: pheromone receptor activity. The transcript has a single exon. Gene Ontology annotation, cellular component: membrane. NCBI's taxonomy places the organism in Eukaryota, Metazoa, Chordata, Mammalia, Microbiotheria, Microbiotheriidae.